CGCAGCAGACACGGGUGACGAGCAGCAACGAUCGUUUUUGGAGAGCGCGCCAGGGUUUCCCGAUCCUAAACCGUUCCAAGCCGAUUCCAACCGAUACGUUACGAUACGACCCGAUUCGCUAGAGGAACAAAAGCCAGCGGAAGAUCAAAAGGCGCGCGCACGGAUCAGUGAAUGCGGUUAAAUCGGUCCCAAAUCCAUCGAUCUUACGGUCGAGUUAAACUAAACCGAUAUAAUACAAAAUCCAAAAGCAUAGCAAAACCCAUUGUAGUGUCAUUAAGUGGUGUGUGCAGUUCCCGCUUCCCCAAUAAGGUGUGAUAAGUGCGUGAUAAUUUUCGAGGCAACCUAACCGAGUGCGAUCGUUUUGGCCCGAAAAUGUGCUAACCAGAUCUCAGUCUUGGUUCACGGCAUCGCAGCCCAACGCUGCUCCGCACAACUGGCGCCAAUUUGUAUACAAAUUUCAUGCCUUAAUUGAAACUCACAUUAUAGCCAAGUGCGAAAAGUUAACGACUAGGCAACCACCGACAAUCGCCAGCAUCACUUAUCCAUCCCAGCGAAUCCAACCGGUGAAAGUUUCACGGCGGAGUCGACAAAAAGCGAACGACAAUUGCAAUUCUGGAGUUCUUCAAUCAACUGUCAACGGGCGAAAUGGACCCAGAGUCGCAGUGUCCGCAGUACGGCGAGGUGAACCAGCUGGGCGGCGUCUUCGUCAACGGUCGUCCGCUGCCGAAUGCGACCAGGAUGCGGAUCGUGGAGUUGGCCCGCCUGGGCAUCCGACCCUGCGACAUAUCCCGCCAGCUGCGCGUGAGCCACGGCUGCGUGUCCAAGAUCCUGGCCAGGUACCACGAAACGGGCUCCAUACUUCCGGGUGCCAUUGGAGGCUCCAAGCCGCGGGUGACCACACCCAAGGUGGUCAACUACAUCAGGGAGCUGAAGCAGCGCGAUCCUGGCAUCUUUGCCUGGGAGAUCCGCGACCGCCUGCUCAGCGAGGGCAUCUGCGACAAGACGAAUGUGCCCAGUGUGAGCUCCAUUUCGCGGAUCCUGCGCAACAAGCUGGGCAGUCUGGGUGGUGGUCACCAGCAUGGACCAUCUGGAGCGGUGAUGGGCAGUGGCAGCAGCAGUGGCGGCGGCAGUGUCUCCAGCAAUGGUGGUCAGAACAACGGAGGUGCUGCCAAUAACAAUAUCAACUUGGGAAAUCUGGCGAAUGCCGGCGGUGGACCGCACCAUCCGCACCACCACCAUCAUCAUCAUCACCAGACGGCGGCAGCGGCGGCGGCCAGUGCCCAUCAUGUCCACGCCCAUGCCCAUGCCCACGCCCACCUAUACAACUCGAUCUACCAGCCGUACAGCGCUGCGGCAGCCUACAGCAUGAAGGCCGUGUCCUGCGGCAGUCCCUCGCCGCCGCAGGGAGCAGGGGGUGGUGGCCAGGGAUCAGGGCCCCAUCCGCACCAGCUCAGGAGUGUGGCCGCCGCCGCAGCAGCCGCCCACUGGCCCUCCUCCCACUCGGUCAGCGACAUUCUGGCCCACCACCAGGCGGUUGCGUUGCGGGCCAGCUGUCAAGUGGGCGGCAUGGUGGGUGGUGGCAUGGGCAGCACGGUGUCCCCGCUGCCCAUGACCCCAUCCCCUGUGGCUGGGACGGCCGGCGGUCAGACCCUGCUCGACUGCGAGGGCGGAGCCGGACAGCAGUCGCCGUACAACUACUACAUGUACUUCCAGAACGGCGGAAUGCACCACCAUCAUCACCACGGCGGAAUGAUGGCCGCCGGAGCCACUGGGUUAUGAGUGCAUGGCUCUACUAGCAGGGGUUGGUUGCGGGCUUAGCUACUCUUUCGAUCGCGGUUGUUCAGUCUAGGUUACUCUAGUCUAGUCUAAGCACUAUGGUCAUCAUAUCAUGGCACUCAUUUAUCACCCAAAAUAGUCAACGAUUAUACAUAGUACUUCUGUUUAGUUUUCA
Messenger RNA from Drosophila elegans, 1951 nucleotides. RefSeq names its product paired box pox-meso protein (gene Poxm). Gene Ontology annotation, biological process: anatomical structure development; regulation of transcription by RNA polymerase II. The record is from RefSeq and is a predicted model, not a curated record. Gene Ontology annotation, molecular function: DNA-binding transcription factor activity, RNA polymerase II-specific; RNA polymerase II cis-regulatory region sequence-specific DNA binding. The transcript is spliced from 2 exons. The coding region runs from base 646 to 1779 and encodes 377 amino acids. NCBI's taxonomy places the organism in Eukaryota, Metazoa, Arthropoda, Insecta, Diptera, Drosophilidae.